AGUCGGAGAAUCCGCCCGCGUCCAGCUCUCCAUCAGCCGUGUCCUCAACUCCGGCCCAGACACCCCUGCACUAUCGACUGUAAAGACGUCCAAUUGCCGCUUGCCCACUUCCGCUCCUUUGGUCUCCUUCACAAUGCUCGACCGUCUCGUUGGCCUCGCCAUGCUCAUCGUAGCAACCGCCGUCUUCACUUACUACACCAUAUGGACUCUGUUGAUGCCCUUCGUCGAUGAGGACCACCCUCUCCAGUCGCUCUUUCCCCCUCGCGUCUGGGCCAUCCGCCUCCCCGUCAUCCUCAUUCUCCUCGCCAGCACCGUCGUAGGCAGCUUCCUAGCGAUGGUCAUGAUACGCAGCAACCGCAAGAAGGCGCUCAAGGCACAGAAGAAGAGUUCGUAGGCGGGUGGCGAAGGGCACGCUGAAACGCUGCUGAGAUGCUGGCCGAAAUGCUUAAGCAGACCCUCCUGAGCACAGUACAGACGUUGCUAUGUAGCUUCACAUAACGAGUUUGAGAAUUGAGGUUUCAU
Messenger RNA from Aplosporella prunicola CBS 121167, 522 nucleotides. RefSeq lists its product as uncharacterized. Gene Ontology annotation, cellular component: dolichol-phosphate-mannose synthase complex; endoplasmic reticulum membrane. Gene Ontology annotation, biological process: GPI anchor biosynthetic process. The record is from RefSeq and is a predicted model, not a curated record. Gene Ontology annotation, molecular function: enzyme regulator activity. Lineage: Eukaryota; Fungi; Ascomycota; Dothideomycetes; Botryosphaeriales; Aplosporellaceae. The transcript has 3 exons. The coding region runs from base 134 to 394 and encodes 86 amino acids.